Corticium candelabrum is the source of this 4045-nucleotide messenger RNA. Its product is annotated as vacuolar protein sorting-associated protein 8 homolog. The transcript has 49 exons. Gene Ontology annotation, molecular function: protein binding. The record is from RefSeq and is a predicted model, not a curated record. Gene Ontology annotation, biological process: protein targeting to vacuole; endosomal vesicle fusion. Lineage: Eukaryota; Metazoa; Porifera; Homoscleromorpha; Homosclerophorida; Plakinidae. Bases 1 to 3981 code for a protein of 1326 amino acids. Gene Ontology annotation, cellular component: late endosome; HOPS complex.
AUGGCCUCCAGCCGGUUGGACGUUCCUUUGGCCGAAUCACUGAGACGGAGCACAGAAAAUUUGACCGAGCUAUUGGCUGCUACGGAGACAUUAAAUAAAAGUACUUCAGAAGAAAUUUUAGCUGAGGCCUUAGAAGAGGACCCGCUCGAAUUUUCUCCAGAACUUGGAGAUAUCGAGUUUGAUCUACCCGUAGUCGAUGAUUUGCCAACACUAGAGAGCAUCUUGUCUGAACAAAAUGAUGUCCCGGAUUCUCCAGAUGUCCAGCUCAUUAUGGAGCAAAAAGGAUCGAGCAAACAGGCUGCUUUCGACUCUCGAUCAAACAGACCGGUUGGUCGCCAGAGCAAAACGGUUCACGGUUCUGUGUUGAGGAAUAAGUUUUUGAAGGGAGUGUCGAAGCAGAUGACGGAGACGGCGCAUCAAUCGGGAGUUGGACUUCCAACGGCAAUGUCUGUUCGUAUGGUUAUUGCUAUUGGAACGUCACAUGGUGUCGUUCUUGUAUUCGACACAUCACAGGCAUUGAAAUGGGUGUUGGGAGAUAUCAAGGAAGACAGUCAAUAUGGUGCGAUUUCUGCUUUGGAUAUUAAUCAGGAUUCUAGUAGGUUGCUGUGUGGAUACGCAAAAGGCCAGCUGACUAUGUGGGAUCUCGAUUCUGGAAAAUGUUUGAGGAUAGUUACGGAUGCUCAUCCUCCUGGCUAUGCUGUCAUACAAGUUGCUUUUACAGAUGACUCAACGUGUGGCUUGUUCUCUGACAGCAUGGGUUCAGUAUAUUUAAUGAAUUUCAAACGAAAGUUAGGGAUGCGAUCCACUGAGACCAAAUGCAUGUUUUCUGGAAGUCGUGGAGAGGUAUGCACGAUGGCUCCCUUACACAUGACUCUUUUCAAGAAAAAUCCGCUGAGUCAGUAUUCAUUGGUGGCUUUAGCCACUUUUUCUAAGGUUCUUCUAAUCUCUACCAGUCCUAGACUUGAAGUCUUGUUUAGUCAUCCCUUGACGGGUGAUGCGGCAUCUCUUCCUCUCCUCGACUGGUUCUUCGUCAUCAUUCAAACAGACAAAGGAAGAGUAGUCAACCCAGUUCUCGCAUUUGCUCGAUCGAAUUUGGUCAUGUUUGAUCAGAUUUCGUCUGAAGAUAAACAUGUGGUAAUCACACACUUAAGGUCGAUGAAGUUGCCGUACAAAGUGGCCUCAUUGAAGUGGAUUAAUGCACAAAUUGUCGUGUUCAUGGACACAUUGGAGCACUUCCACGUUGUCGAUGUGAAAUCAGAGGAGGAGCUGGAGGUUAUUGAUAUGUCUUCGGUGGAACUGAUUUAUAGCAGCAGCUUCUUCAAGUCUCUUGCUACUGGUGGAAACGUCAGCAAAGCUCUGGCAUCAGCUGGUCGGUAUGCUUGCUACCAAUCUGUCGUGUCAAAUGCUGGUGAAAUCCUAGUUUUGGGAUGGAAGGCUGUACAUGUGCUUUCACUUCGUAAAUGGGAGGAGCGCUUAAACUACAUGCUGAGAGAAGAGAGAUUUCUUGAUGCAUUGAGUCUCGCUCUCACAUUUUACAAUGGAACAGCCAAGGCUGUAGUUGGUUUGGAUGGAGAUCGAGCAGUGCAGCAAGCUGCAGUUGUUGAUCAGUUGAUGACGAUUUUGAUUGCUUACGUUGAACUUUCGUUGUCUACAAAUCGACCGCAUGAAGGAGGCAGGAACGAAUUAGUUUUGUUUUUUCAGAGUGUUGUUCAAGUCUGCAUUGAUUACUGCCUGGCAGUCGACCAAACUGACAUCCUUUUCUCUGAUCUCUACAAUAACUUUGUUGAAGAUCCAGUCGGCAAGUCAGUCUUCCUUCAGUGUCUGGAACCAUACAUCUUAGCAGACAAGUUGAGGUCACUCAGUCCAAUUGUACUAAAGGAUUUUGUUGAGCUUUACCAAGAGAGGGACAAGCUGCAAGCUGUUGAAAAAUGUCUCGUCCACAUGGAUGUCGCAAACCUUGAUCUCCAUCAGAUGGUCAUUUUGUGUUGGACGUAUGGAUUGUAUGAUGCAAUGAUCUAUGUAUACAACAGAGGAAUGAAUGACUAUGUCACUCCACUGGAGGAACUACUGCGAUUGCUGCGAGCAGCAGCAAAGCCAAACCAACAGCUUUCGACUGAACGAGAAACCAUCGGCUACAAGGUGCUCGUGUACAUCAAUUGUUGCUUUGCUGGACGAGGCUAUCCAACUGGAAGUAUUCCUGAUAAUAAGAAAAUGACAGUCAAAUCAGACGUCUAUAACGUUCUCAUAGCAAAACAUACAAGAGACGCCGUUGAUGACGAGUCGACGUACCCAAAUCUCAAGACUUUGUUGAAGUUUGAUCCACGGGAAUUUCUCAACGUUCUUUCACUGGCUUUCGAUGAGAGAGAAUUCGACGAUCAACCGAGUAGGGCUCAACUACAUGGACCAAACAGGCAGGAAGUAGUCAAUAUACUUCUUGCUCUGAUGGUCAGCACUCCUGGAUCACGAGCUGUGUCUGAGGUUGGGUAUUUGUUCACGUUCUUGGCACGUCAGUUGGCCAGACAUGGACAACAUAACUUGCACAUUAGCUCAAAUGUUUUUGAUCAGAUGAUUGUCUAUUUGACCAAUUCAGACGAUGACAGCAGGCAUGAAGAACGACAACAGUCACUCCUUGACAUGUUGGUUAAUGGCAUUUUGAAGCAAUAUGGCAAAGGACGUUAUGAUGAAGACAAACUGCUUAUGUUGGCAGAAAAUGCUAAAUUUUUUCGGGUUUUGGAGAUGCUGUAUGAACAAAGACGGCAGUUGGCAAAGAUUUUGUCUUGCUAUUUGAGAGAUCCAGUUAGAAAGAAAAUGGCAUUUGCUUACAUCCAUGGAGUAAUGACAAGUGAUGACUACGUCAACUUUGAGAGGCAGGAAGUCGAACAAGCUGCUCUUGCCAGCCUCCCAGAACUUGUGGCAAUAGACUGUGAGGCUACUGCAAGACUGGUUCUUAUGGACUUUGCACACGACAUCAUGGAAGUUGUACAUAGACUACAGGGAUAUCCUCAGGUGCUGUAUGAAUUUCUUCAGGGUGUGUUUGAGAGCAAAGCUGGGUUUGCAGUCAGCAAAGCUGAUUCUCCACCACCACCCGACGUGCAUGAGCAAUACAUUGAACUGAUGUGCAUCUACAAACCAACCUCCGUAUUCAAUUAUCUUCGAAGGUGUGACACAUACUUUCGUUUGGAGCAAACGCUAGCAAUGUGCGAGAAACACAAAGUAAAGGAUGCACAAGCACAUCUCUUGGAAAAGACUGGAGCUGUGAGAGAAGCAUUUGAUCUUAUCCUAGAGACACUCAAGAAACAUAUUAGAACUGUUCUUGAAGCUUACAGAAAUGGAGAAGAUUCACAUCAGGCGUUGCAGUUGGUUAACACAACGUUGAUGGUCAUUAUCCAGUUGUGCCUGAGGAAUUCGAGUCUCAAGCAGCGUGAAAGAGAGUACUUGUGGUUUUCUCUUCUUGAUGUUGUGAUGGGUCCAUGCAGAGACUUGAGAGAACAACCUCGAUAUCAGAAAACUUUUAAGGAUCUCAUGCAACAAGUGUUGAACAGUCUUGUUGGUCAUGUGUCACUAGCAUCUGUAUUGCAGAAAAUUUUACAGGAUCCAACAUAUCAAGGUAGAGAGCUGAAAGAGGUUAGAGAAUUAAUACUGGACAUGCUGGAAACAUACAACUACGAGAAGACACUUCUUGAGACAACAAAUCAUCUACUUGCAACAGACAAUCAUGUCUCCCUACGACAACUAGUAGCAACAACCAGUCGAGGCAAACAUGACAGAAAUAGAGCUACUGGCUCAAAGGCUGCUGGUGGUCAGGAGGCCACAUCACUCUAUUCACAUCAGAUACAGGCGGCAGUGCAAUUUCAUAGAGAAUCGAAAACGUCAUCGAAGAUCGGGUUGUUCGUAUCUGCGGCUGACAGCCGAGGAGCUCAUCAGGGUGGCAUUCUACAGGACCCUGACUUUGACCUGAAAUUGGUACCUGUGAGAUGGUAGCAAAGAUGUUGUAUAGUUUAUUAUUGUAUUGAAAGGCAAAUUGCAAAACAUUAAAUUUUCUUGG